Messenger RNA from Akanthomyces muscarius, 879 nucleotides. RefSeq lists its product as uncharacterized. Lineage: Eukaryota; Fungi; Ascomycota; Sordariomycetes; Hypocreales; Cordycipitaceae. The transcript is spliced from 3 exons. The coding region runs from base 1 to 879 and encodes 292 amino acids. The record is from RefSeq and is a predicted model, not a curated record.
AUGUCUACCUCACCUCCCUUUUCUGUUACGGUUCACCCGUACAAGUCCCGCGUUCACGGCGCGUCUGCCUACGAACUAGGCCCGACCACGGCCAAGAACGCCAUCCUCUUCAUUGGCGGCUUAUUCGACGGUCCUCAUACCGUGUCGUAUACUCGAACCGUGGCCAAGUUUGUGGAGGAGGCCAAGGACUUGGACUAUUCCAUUUUCGAAAUCCGGAUGCGAAGCUCCUUUAUCGGAUUUGGCACGUCAAGCUUGAAGAAGGAUGUCGAGGACAUUUCAGCGCUCGUCACGUAUCUCCGCUCCAUUGGCCGCGAAAAGAUUGUGCUGUUUGGCCACUCUACAGGAUGCCAGGAUUGCAUGGAAUAUGCCGACUACGAGAAGCACGGCAACAGCCCUGUAGAUGGCUUCAUCAUCCAGGCGCCUGUUUCGGACCGCGAGGCGCUCAGGAAGGAUUUUCCCAACUUUGACGAGCUUUUGGCCGUUUCUGAAAAGAUGAUUGCAGACGGGCAGGAAAACGAAUACGUGUCUGCGAAGCUGAUGCCACGAGGUUUCGACGUACCCAUUACUGCCUACCGACUGCACUCAUUGAUUGCAAAAGGCGGCGACGAUGACUUUUUUUCAUCAGAUUUUGACGAGGUGACUCGCAAAAAGCUCUGGGGCAGAUUCACCAAGCCGGUGCUGGUGCUUCACUCUGAGGAGGACGAGUAUGUCCCGGUUCACGUGAAUCAGGAUGCCCUGCGCAAACUGUACCGUGAGGCGAGCCCUCAGGUCAGUCCGUUGUCCGGGUCGAUUCCGGAUGCUAGCCAUACUGUUCAGAACGCCAAUGGGCGUGAAUGGCUCGCCAAGACUGUGGUCAAGUUCUUGCAGUCGCUGCAGUGA